CAUUUACAUUAAAUAAUAAUUAGGUAUAUUGUAUAGACAGCAACACCAAAGCUCUAGAUUUAAUUUGAACAUAUGAUAUAUUUCAAUACUAUUGUAAUCAAGAUGAGAAUUAAUAAUGAAUACAGAGAAAAAACGUAUGUAGUCGAAUGGUUCAAAUUGUACAAGAAAACCAUUCAAAAUUUUAAAGCAUUUUAUUUUAACGGCACUUACCCGCACAGAUCGUUUUCACCAAAAGUUGUCGAAUUUAUAUUUAAGCUUGCUGAUGAAUUUGGUGUGGAUAACACCGUCAAGUACAAAUGUGUUGAGUUGUAUGAUAGAUUUUUAUCUGAAUAUUUCAUUCAUAAACAUAAGAAAAUCUAUUGCAGUCAUUCGAAUAAGUGGCUGAAAGUUUUGAAGCAGUGUAAGAAACAAUCUUAUCUACGAAUUAUUUCGUGCAUGCAAUUGCUGUCCAAAUAUGCUCAACAAUCUUUGAUUCUUAAAUUAAAAGAUAUAAAAGUUAUACUACAGCAAACUGGGCAUAUGUAUACAAAAAAAAAUAUUCGUUCUUCAGAAGCUAAAGUCUUGCGCAUAGUUGGUUAUAAGUUGAAUGAACCAUCAAUAUUUAUGUUGGUUGAAUAUUUCAUUGACGUGAUCCCAUUUAUUACUACGGAUAGUCUGUAUUCUACAUGCUUAUUGCUAACAGAUUUUGUUUAUAUUUAUCAACAAGAGCUUUAUGAUCAGCUACAGUAUCAAAAGACAAAACAUAGAAUUUAUACUUACAGUGAAAAAUUAGAAUUACUAGACAUUGAGUAUGACAAAAUAACUACAGCAGCAGCAGUUGUUGUCACAGCUUUUUACAUAUUGAAUUCAACUGAUAAAACAAAUGAAGAGUUAUGUUUGUAUCUAUCAACUUUAUGUGAAAAGUCAAUUGACUAUUUGUUAACAAUUUCAACUAUUCUAAUUUCUAUCAUUAACUCAAUUAGCAUUGAAUCAUAA
Rhopalosiphum maidis (corn leaf aphid) is the source of this 975-nucleotide messenger RNA. RefSeq lists its product as uncharacterized. Gene Ontology annotation, biological process: reciprocal meiotic recombination. Lineage: Eukaryota; Metazoa; Arthropoda; Insecta; Hemiptera; Aphididae. The transcript has 6 exons. Gene Ontology annotation, cellular component: site of double-strand break. Bases 73 to 975 code for a protein of 300 amino acids. The record is from RefSeq and is a predicted model, not a curated record.